AUGGACAGCCGGUCCGCAGCUCGUCGCUCGUCAGAAGCGAAAUCGGGAUCGGAUUCGGAAGGAGCGAACGACAUGCGAGACGAGGAACGCGGGUGGAGCCCGUCGGAGGGAAGCGAGGGGUCGAGCGACGGCAGCAGAGGCGCGGAGGAGGCGCAGCGCGGAAAUAACGCACGGAGAGCGGCGGCGGAGGCUGUAGCAGAGGCGGAAGAAGAUUCAGGCGUGCGGGAAGUGGAGGAAGAGGAACUAGGGGAUGAGGCGGAGGCGGAGGAGGGGGAGGAGGGGGAGGAGGAAGGGGAGGAGGGGGACGACGAUGCGGAUGAGCCUCCUGAGGAGUCUUUUCAGCCUUUUCAGUUUGCGCCCGAUUCCCCUCCCCCCGCGGCUCUUCCGCUCCCCGAGAUGUCCCCCGCGCCCUUGGAACGCGCGCGAGUCACGACCCCAUCUGACGACGACGAGGAUGAUGAUGACGUGGCGGAUGACGACGAUGACGUGGACGAAGAUCGUCGUACGGGCCCGCGGCUGCCACGUCGGCCUGCGAGAGCCGCAGGAUCCACUCGGGCUGUAGCGCGGGGGGCGGCUGUAGCGCCGGAGAUGACUGUAGCAGAUCUGGAGUUCCCAGGGUCGCUGCUGGGGACGAUCGUGGACGGGUUGGGCAAGUGGCCUUGGACGGUCUGGCCUAACCACAUGCGCUCCUGCCUCGCUGCUGCUGCUCGUAUACUGCACGCCGCCGCUGGUGAUGCUGCUGAUGCGGCUGGUGCAGCACCUGUCGCAGCAGGCCCAGGCGAUUCAGGUCCCAUAGUGAGUCCCGCGGUGCGCGCAGAGGCGCAGCGGCUGAUGCGACGCGCUGUGCUGAAACGCAAGCUGGCUACGCUCUUCAGAGAGGCUGCUCCCAGCCUGUUUGAGAAGUGCCUGGACGACCGCGCCAUCUGGAAGUGGGGACGCGACGUACAUGGGAAUAUCUUCGAGGCGUUUGUUUCCCUUAUGGAUGUGAUUGUAUUGAAGCUGCCUGAUUUGAUUAUAGCGAGGGAGGUUCUGGCGGAUGCAGCGGCUGCUGCUGCUGGAGACGGGGUGAUGGUGGGUGGGGGGGAGGGGGACGGGCAGAAGGAGAGAGUGAGGGAGAGGAAGGAGGAGGUUGAGGAGGCAGAGAGGAGGAGUGUGGAGGUAGAAGAGGAGAUAGCAGCGCUUCUAACAGCCAUGGCGCAGGGAUGGGACAGCACGUGCCAGUUCCACUGCAAGCACAAGAACGAGCAGCUCCCACGUGUCGCGCCGCGAUUGGACCGCCCGUGCUUCUACGCCAUCUCCCUGCCUCUAGACCCCGCCCCAAUCGGCCCCUCCCUCCCCGGAACCCAGGCGCCUGGGGGAAGGAGAGGCGCGGGGGGAAGGGGGGAGCUGGGGGAAGAGGGGGAGGGCGGAAACGUGGGCUCACACCAGUGGCUGGUGCGGUUUCUGAAUUACUUUGGGCAGACGACAUACGGGAAUGGGUAUGAGCGCGUGGUGCAUGUGCUUCGGAAGCUCAUGGCAGGGUUCAAGAGGCAGUGCUAUGCGCAUGUUGCCAGGAUGAAAGCGCUCAGGAAGGCAGGGUCACCGCCCCCAUCACCGUCACCUUCGCUCCCUCGCCUGCCCGCCCCGCGCAUGCCUCUGGUGGUGGUAGAAGCGCUGCUGCGCCCCCUGGCAACGGCAGCAGAGUUCCUCACUCCUCACGUCGGCAACAUGCUGCUGGUGGUGGGUGCCGUGUCGAGCCGUGCUGCUGGCAAUAACGCACAUCAUCACCCAUGCUCAUGUUUCCCCUCUCGCUGCCCCUCCCUCCCUCCCUCCCUCCCUCCCUCCCUCCUUCCCUCCACCAGCCGUGCCGAGCCGUGCUGCUGGGCAGGCAUAGCGCAACCACUUAAUUUCGCUCAACGAGGGGCCCAGGGAUGGCUCCUUCCAGUGCCUCUCACUCACCCUCUUCCCCCUGCCUGCCCCCUCCUCUCUCUGAAUAGAGCGCAUACCCUGUGUGCCCCCUCCUCCUCCCUCCCUCACUCUGUUCCUCACCAGCCGUGCCGAGCCGUGCUGCUGGGCAGGCAUAGCGCACCAUGCACAGACGUGCUUGUUGCCAUAACGCGGUGCGUCACUGGUAACCGGAUGGAUUCACUCAACGAGGGCCCCCGGGACGGCUCCUUUCAGUGCCUCUCGCUCACCCUGCGCCACGUGCGCGCGCUGCUCGCCCUGCCCUCCUCUGCUCGCUCCGUGCGCUCCAGUCUCUUUGAAAUUGAGAUGGCAAACGAGGAAGCGGAUGCAGUGGAGGAGGAGGACGAGGAGGACGAGGAUGACGUACCGGAUGGGUAUGAUGAUGCGGAGGUGGCAGCAGAGGCAGUGGUGGGGAGGGUGCAGAGAUGCAUGGUGCAGCGCAUGCUGGGAGCGCCUUCUUUCAGCAAGCAGUUAUCAGCUGCCAGGGAGAUCAACCGCAUGCUAGAAAGUUCGGCUGCUCUGGAGAUGAGGGACAAGGGGGCAUCCGUGGCGUCAACAAUUGACUGGAUGGAGGCCAAGGAAAUUCUGCCACUUGUCCUGCGCUCCAACCUGCACCACAAGCAAUACGUGGACCAGGUGGUAAAGAUCAUGCGCGCGCUGCUCAACCAGCGGCGGCUGCUUGGGAAGCACCUGGAUGCCGUGUGGGCCGCCACCGAGAAGCCCGACCAGUUUGAAGCGGUGAAGAACAACAUUUUCGACCUGCUGGCAGAGCUGGCUUGGUCUUUCUCAGACGAGCAGCUCGACUCUCUCUUCUCCCGCCUGCAGCACAUCCAGGGGCGCUCAGCGGCAGACAUCGCAAAGCUGAUGCAGCUGGUGAAGAAGCUCGCACGCUCCGAUACCCGUGGCGUCAUGGCCUCCAGGCUGCUCCAGCUGCUCUGGACGCUCGUGUUCGACCCACCCCACACACAUGCAGUCUCAACUGGAUCAGCUUCAGCAUCAGCAGCGUCAGCACCAGCUUCGGCAGCAGCGUUGGCAGCAGCAGCAGAUGUUGCGUCAGUGAACGUGCUUGAAUCAAAGGCCCUCACGGAGGUGCUCGGCCACUAUGCUUCUGUUGGGUGUGCUAAUAAAGAGGAGUACAUGCAGCGCUGUCUGCAGGCCAUCUCGCGGGAGGAGAGUGUCAUUCCAGCCCUGCAGCUGCUGCGGGAGAUCAUCUCUUUGCAACCCAACCCCGCUCCACCUGCUGAGGAGCAGCAGAUGCUGCAGGCGCAGCUCCAGUCAUUGAAUACAAACCAUGAGCUCGAGUACACUGUACUGGGCAGUCUGCAGACCUACAAGGGUCUGGCCCGCUCCCUGUUCGCCUCCGCACGCUCUGCCUCCCCCCACCAACCACAGCCCAUGACUGCUCCAAGCAAACCUCUUCCAGUCAGCCCCGUUCCACCCAGCAGCAGCAGCAGCCCACUACCAGUUUCAGAUGCCAGCGUCUUACCCAGCAGUGACGGCAGUCCCAUGCAUGGCGUGGUGGAGCAGGAGGAGGAGGAGGAGGAGGUGAGGCAGGAAUGCAGCGGUGGGGAUACGACGGCAGAGCGAUCGUUGCCCACUAUGGACUGUGAUGAACCGCAAGGGCAGCAGCAGCAAGGGCAGCAGAGGCAGCGGCUGCAGCAGGAGCAGAAGGAGCAAGGGCAGCAGCAGCAGCAGCAGCAGCAGCAGCAGCACGUGCAGCUGCAGCGGCAGUUGGAGCAGUGCACGUUGGUGGAUGGCAGACACUCCCACCGCGACAACAUCACCGCCCGCCUCUCCUUCCUCCUCUGGGCGCUCCAGGCAGGCGGCAUGGAGCUACAGCCAGAGGGGCUGCGGGUGAUUUGGACCGAGUUAGUGGAGCACCCAGCAUGCCCUGAUGACCGCCAGCUGGCGCUGACGUGGCUUGUCGCGAGAGAGGGCGUGCAUGUGGCAGUGGCGGGGGGUGUGUGCGAGGUGAGGGGAGUGGAGCUCGUGUGGUCGCUGGCCCUGCGCUGCCCCUCCCCUGCCACCUGGCAGCCCUGCAUCCAGCAACUUAGGGACCUACACUCGUCCCUUGUCACUCCAGAAAAGGUAGGUAGGGGCCACAGGGCUUCUUGUGCUGCCUUUCUGCUGCCCCUCCCCUGCCAUCUGGCCGCCCUGCAUUCAGCUGCUCAGGGACCGGCACUCGUCCCUUGUCGCCGCAGAAAAGGGUGCUGCCCUCUGCCCCACGCCCUAGGACCUUGUCAUGCGCAUGGUGGCGGUGCGGCAGAGCUUCAUAGGCGAGUGCAUGCUCUCCCUCCCUUCCUCCCUUCCUCCCUUCCUCCCUUCCUCCCUUCCUCCCUUCCUCCCUUCCUCCCUUCCUCCCUUCCUCCCUUCCUCCCUUCCUCCCUUCCUCCCUUCCUCCCUUCCUCCCUUCCUCCCUUCCUCCCUUCCUCCCUUCCUCCCUUCCUCCCUUCCUCCCUUCCUCCCUUCCUCCCUUCCUCCCUUCCUCCCUUCCUCCCUUCCUCCCUUCCUCCCUUCCUCCCUUCCUCCCUUCCUCCCUUCCUCCCUUCCUCCCUUCCUCCCUUCCUCCCUUCCUCCCUUCCUCCCUUCCUCCCUUCCUCCCUUCCUCCCUUCCUCCCUUCCUCCCUUCCUCCCUUCCUCCCUUCCUCCCUUCCUCCCUUCCUCCCUUCCUCCCUUCCUCCCUUCCUCCCUUCCUCCCCUCCAAACCCCCCUUCCCCCGUUCCUUCCUGCCCAACUUCUUCUAUUCUUCAGGCCAAGCUAGUGGCGGCCAAGCUGGUGGCGGUGCGGCAGAGCUUCAUAGGCGAGUGCAUGCUCUCCCCUCCCUUCCUCCCCACCAACCCCACUUUCCCCUUACCCCUUCCUUCCUGCCCAACUUCUCCUAUUCUCCAGGCCAAGCUGGUAGCGGUGCGGCAGAGCUUCAUAGGCGAGUGCAUGCGGCGCCUGGCUGCUGCGAUGCAGCAGCUGGAGGGAGGGACAAGUGCGGGGCAUAACGGGCAGACGUUGGGGGGGCAUAACGUGACCGUGGAAGGGAGAAGCGCAGGAGGAGUGACGCCACCAACUGGGAGGGAUGCUCUGCCCAUGGAAACGAGUGCGGAGGAGAGUGAUGGUGGGGAGAGGACGGGUGAUGCAAGGGAUGGGGGUGGUGAUGUGGCAAUGGCCGGACAGGAGGACGAGGGUGGCUUGGAAGCGAGGGAGAAGGAGAGGGAGGGCGGGGUCGCAGGGAGUGGGGAGAUGAAUGGCGAAGGCAGGGGUGGUAAGGGUGGCAGGGGCAGCAAGGGUGGCAGCAGUUUGGAAGGGCAGGCGUCAGCAGAGGAGCAAGCACAACGCUGUCUCUUGCUCUUGACACAAUUCCUCACGCGCUGUGAGGCCUCCUGCCCGCGCAAAGUGCCGCCCCAUGGUGCCUCCUACCAGGGCAGGCCGUUUCAGGUGGAGGUGAGAUCCGAGGCAGGCCGUUUCAGGUGGAGGCCGUUUCAGGUGGAGGUGAGAUCUGAGGCAGGCCGUUUCAGGUGGAGGAGAGAUCCGAGGCAGGCCGUUUCAAGUGGAGGUGAGAUCCGAGGCAGGCCGUUUCAGGUGGAGGUGACAGUGGCACACAGCAAGCACGUGAACUUCUUCGUUCACACGCAUGCAAACGAGUACCUGCGCUUGCUGCGACUCAAGCUGAAUCCCCGGCCUCGCAGCAGGCAGCAAGGGGAGGGAGGGGAGGCAGAGCUUCCGGGAGUGCUCAUGGCACGACAGGGGGAGGUGGGUUUGGGUUUGCGGGGAAUGGGGUCGGCGGAAGGAAGGAGGAUGGAUCUGAGCGAGGAGAGGGGAAGGGGAGAGCGGAGUGGCAGGGCUGCGGGGCGGACGAGGGUUCCCAAGCUUGCAGCGGACGAGCUCCUCAUGCUGCUGCCCACACACCGCGCCAUUCUUGACGAUUUCGUGGUCAAGCAUCCAGUCAGCGCCAUCAGCAGCCGAGGCUGCAACCAUUCUGACGCAUCUCCUGCGCCCCUCGCCGCGCCUUGUUUAUACGCUGCAGGUGCUGGACGGGCUAUUGCUGCCUGUCAACCGCCAGCCCUCGCCUGCCACCACCUAAUGACCCAUGCUGUCAUCCAUCUGUCUGCCGUAUGCGUCUACCCAUGUGCCUCCAUGCAUCCCACCCACCACCAGGUGCUGGACGGGCUAUUGCUGCCUGUCAACCGCCAGCCCUCGCCUGCCACCAUUCGCUUCCGAGCGAGCUUUCUCCAGUCCAAUGGUUUCAGUGCCCUCAUGUCAGUCUUUCAGAGCCAAGCACUGCCGCGUGCAGCGGAUGACAGCACGAGGCGGAAGUGCUACAUGAGCGCCCUGCACAUUCUCAAGCUCCUGCUGUUUGGCGAUCACUUUGGUGGCGCCUCUAGCACAGCACCAGGCCUCUGGGAAGACUGGGAGCAAGGAAGCGACGAGGAGCAGCUGCCAGAUGCCGCAUACACAGCCGCAGCAGCGGGCACUGUAGCAAGCACUAUAGAGAGCAUUGUGGGGAGCACUGUAGCGCGUACAGUGCCAGUGGCGGCCGCCCCUCUCCUUGCCACGGCACCUGGCGAUUCGUCUGAGCCAACCUGCCUCAUCCGGGCGGAUGGCACAGUGGUGGUAGCGGAAGCAAAGAGGGUGGGUGAGGGGAUGGACGAGGGGGAGGAGGAAGACGUGGAAGUACAGGACAUUCUAGAUAACGGCGGACUCACUGUAGAUACUUGUGAAAAUGCUGCCAAUAAAGGGGUUGUUCCUAGCGAGGACGCCCCAACUCCUCAGCCUCCUGCAGCAGGUGCUGCUGGAGCAGCACAAGCACCAGCGCAGCAAGCAGUGGUAGAAGCAGCUGCUGUAGACUCGUUAGCAGCGGCGACGGCAGCCCCUGUUCCGGCAGCAGCAGUGGCCCCUGUGCCUGAAAGGGAUGUGCCGCCAUUUGUAGCAAUAAUGGAUGCGCCGUCAACCCUGCUGCCGGCUGAUUGGUCAGAGCUCACCAAUACCAUCAUGAUGCUCGCCUGGGCGGCAUCGAUCGGCUCGUUGCAGGCGAUGGGGUCACCCAAUCCGCAUGCAUUCGAUACUGCAGCAGCUGUUGCUCACCUGGCCCUGCAGUCUGGGCUAAAGCAGCGGGUGGAGCGGGCCGGCUCGGGGAAGGGGGGAGGGGAGGAGAGCGAUGAAUCAGAGGACGAGGAUGAUGAGGAGGAAGCGGAUGAGGAUGGGGCGGAUUCACCGUUGCAUCCUGAUGAUGCGUGCCUGGCGAUAGAAGGAGCAGUGGUGCUGUCUGAGUGCCUGGCCCGCCGGCGAGAGAUCGCCGCCAUCCUCUUCGCCUCUCAUUUCGUUUCCAGAUUCAUCGUUGACACCUGCUUGCACUGCCCAGAAACCGAGAUUCGAUACAAAUUCGCGGAGCUCUUUCUCCACAUAAGUACUGGGAGGGAGCAGCUAUGCAAGGUGGUGCACCCGCUGGUUGCUCCUAUGCUACUGGGAGUUGCUAUGCAAGGUGGUGCAGGGGGUGUAUCUUCGAGACGAGGAGGAAGCUGUCAGGAAGCUUCUGGACGAGGAGAUUCGCUGGCUGCAGCACGUGACAUGGGAAAUGGACGGCAGGGAAGAGCUGCUGGAGGGCCAUCUGCUGCUGCUCAAGGUGCUCGUGGAGGUGUUAGAGUGCCGCCAGCUCGUUGCCUGCUCUCCACCACACGGCCAUGGAAUUUUGCACCUGUUUUCCGCCCCCUCUGCUCCGCCUCGCCCUCGCGCAAUGCUGCCUUCACGCUUCUCAUCGCCCUCUGCGCCAAGACCCCUGAAGCCCUACGUGAGCUGGCCUCCCUGCUGCUGCCGCUGCACUUUGCCUCGGUGGAGCACGAGUUGCCAUCAUGGGAGUACCUCCCCAGCUGCGCCCCCCGGCCUCGGGCAGGCUAUUCGGGUCUCAAGAACGCAGGAGCCACGUGCUACAUGAACAGUGUGUUCCAGCAGCUCUUCAUGCAGCCCCAAGUGCGCCGCGCCCUCCUCGCUUUUCCUGAGACGCCCGAGUCGGACCGACCACUAUCCGUGAUCUACCAAGUGCAGGCCAUCUUCAGCUAUCUGCUAGCCGGCUGUGCCGACUACUUCGUGCCAGAAGGUUUCUGGGAUGCCUUCAGGGACUAUGAUGGGCAGCCGGUGAACCUGAGGGAGCACCAGGACGCGUUUGAGUUCUUCAACCGCCUCUACGACUCGCUGGAUGAGAGCAUGAAGGCUCAGCGGCACUCCCCCACGCUCACCUCCAUUUUUGGCGGACAUUUUGCACAGCAGUUCUUCAACCGCCUCUAUGACUCUCUGGAUGAGAGCAUGAAGGCUCAACGGCUCUCCCCCACACUGACUUCUAUCUUUGGUGGCGCGUUCGCUCAACAGGUGCGUGGUGUGGUGCGGUGGGAGGGGCAGGGUGAGAGGGAGGAGCCAUUUGCAGCAGUGAGUGUGGACGUGAAGGGAAAGCGCGGUCUGCAGGAGUCACUAGAGGCUUUUUCCCCCCUUUAUCACCAGACACGCAUCUCCCUCAUUCCCUCCCUUCCCUUUCCUCUUUCCCCUGUGCAGAUCAUCUGUCGAGGCUGCCCCCAUCGCAGUGAGAGGGAGGAGCCAUUCGCAGCAGUGAGUGUGGACGUGAAGGGAAAGCGCGGUCUGCAGGAGUCUCUAGAGGCUUUUUCCCCCCUUUAUCACCAGACACGCAUCUCCCUCAUUCCCUCCCUUCCCUUUCCUCUUUCCCCUGUGCAGAUCAUCUGUCGAGGCUGCCCCCAUCGCAGUGAGAGGGAGGAGCCAUUCGCAGCAGUGAGUGUGGACGUGAAGGGAAAGCGCGGUCUGCAGGAGUCUCUAGAGGCGUUUGUGCAAGGGGACCUGCUGGAGGCGGAUAACGCCUACUUCUGUGGGCAGUGCGGCAAGAAGGAGUCGCUAGAGGCGUUUGUGCAGGGCGACCUGCUGGAGGCAGAUAACGCCUUCUUCUGUGGGCAGUGCGGCAAGAAGGGCGAGCGCGGCCUGCAGGAGUCACUGGAGGCGUUUGUGCAAGGGGACCUGCUCAAGGCAAAUAAUGCCUACUUCUGUGGGCAGUGCGGCAAGAAGGUGGACGCACUGAAGCGUGCGUGCAUCAAGACCCUGCCGCCCACCCUGAUAAUUCACCUGAAGCGCUUCGACUUUGACUACGAGACGAUGCAGCGGCUGAAGCUGAAGGACCGAUUCACCUUCCCCCUCACUCUCAACAUGCGGCCUUUCACCCGCGAGGGGCUCGCUCAGAAGGAGAGAGAGCAGAGAAGGGGACGGGUAGGGGAUGUGGAGAGGAGGGCGGAGGGGAGGGAGGAGGGGGGAGAGAGAGAGCAGGGGCGGGAGGAGGGAGAGGGGGAGGAGAGGGCGCAGCGAAGGGUGGAGGAGGAGGGUAAAGGAGAAAGGGGGCCUGGAAGUGGUAAGGAAGUAAAUGAGGAUAGGGUUGAAGGACGUGUGGAGGAGAAGGGAGGUGAGGGUGGGGAGGGGAGGAAUGAUGGGUAUUAUGAGUACAGCUUGGUGGGGGUGGUGGUGCAUUCUGGGACAGCGUUUGCGGGGCAUUAUUACUCGUACAUCAAGGAGAGGAGCGGCGAUUCUCCGCUGCAUCACAGCCGUCCAUCUCAAUCCGUGCGGUCGAAGCAGCGGUGGCUGUGCUUCGAUGACAAGCGGGUGGAGGCAUACGAUGUGAGGGAGUUGGAGAAGGACUGCUUCGGAGGGAAGUACUCCGCUGAGGUGUAUGACAACCUCAUCAAGACCUCUUCGCCACAGGAGUUUGACCGACCCAACAGCGCCUACAUGCUGUUCUAUGAGCGGAAUGCCCCCACUGCUGCUGGCGCCAGCACCACCAGUACUGCUGCUAUGGCUGCCGAUGCCCCUGCCGCUACCACUGCCACCACCACUGCUGCCACCACUGCCACCGGUGGUGCUGUCAAUACAGCUGCAACUGCAGAAGGGCUGAGGGCAACAGGAGAGGCGCCAGCAGCCGCAGCAACGGCAGAGACAGCAGCAGGCGGCCCAACCACCACCACCAUGAUCACCCCAUGCACAGCAGCAGAGGAGAGGGUAGAUGAAGCGGUGGAGCCAUAUAGCAUCCCUCCCAGCAUACACCACUGCGUGUGGCAAGACAACCUCAGGUUUCAGCAGGAGUCGCGGCUGUUGGAUCAGACAUACUUCCGUUUCCUGCUGCAGCUCGCACGGGUCAACCUCGACGUCUUCCAAAUGUGCCACGAUCGAGGCAAGAUGGCGGCCUUAUCAGACGCAAGGGCAGGCGGGGUGAAGGCGUCACCACAGCGCAGCGAAGCACUGCGGGUGGAGCGAGCAGCAGAGGAGACGGCAGAGGCGCUGCUGUCGCUGCUGCUGCCGUUCCUCUUCCGCGUCUACCUGAGAGCGCAUGCCAGCCUAAGGACAGAGGAUCCACUCUGGACGGACGUGCUAUCGCGCAUGCUGGACGCCAACAGCACAGCAUGUCGCCUCUUCAACGCGCGCAUGGCGGGCAACAGGCGGUGGCUCUUGCACUUCCUCCUCAAGUGCCCCAUCAACGCCAUCUCCGUGGCUGUAGCGGAUCUGCUGGUAACCAGCUGUCACAGCGCCACCUGCUUCGUUAACGCACGUCCAUUGGCUGCUGGUUCAACAGUGCCCACUGCAACUCCUGCUGCGGCUGCUGCUGCAGCAGGAGGAGCUCCUGAAGGGUCGGCAGGGGAUGCUGGGGCAGCUGGAGCAGCAGGAGGGGCAGGGGCAGGUGCGGCAGGGGAAGAUGCAUUGAAUGUGGACGCGCUGAUUGAUUCGCUGGUGUCGCUGCUGAGAGACGCCAGUGGCCCCUCCUGCCACGUGGACAACGUGACUCUGCAGCAUCUUCGUGGACCGUUUACCUUCCUCCUUGUGCUUGACUCUGCGCUCUCCUCUCAUUCCCCUCCCCCCGGCCACUCCCUGCAGCUGUGCAGCAUAUUGGUGGAGUAUGCACGCAUCGGCCCCACCCAGCGCCUCUCCCUCAUUCGCAGACAGCUGCCCGCCACCUGUGUACGUGCUGUGAGCUCAUUUCCUUUCCUUCACCCCGCCCCCUUCCCGCUCCCCCUUGCAGCUGGGCUAUCUGGACCGAGUGGGAAUCGCAGCAGCAGCCAAGCUCCAUCUCUCGCCCCUCCACCCCCUCCUCUCCAUCCUCAUCAGUUCCUGCCACCCCCAGUUGUCCCCAGUCUCUUGACUCACCUCCACAUUUUUCUUUACCCAUUCCCUUCCCCUCUCCCCCUUUCCAGCUGGACUAUCUCGAUCGAGUGGGCAUUGCAGCAGCAGCCAGGCUGCAUCUCUCGCCCCUCCACUCCCUCCUCUCCAUCCUCAUCCGUUCCUGUCACCCCCGCCCACCCCCCUCUCGCCGCCCCACCCCCGCUUCCACCCCCGCAUCUGGGGGGAACGAGGGGGGUGAUGAGGAGGGGGGAGGGGAAGGGGACGAGGGGGGAGGGGAAGCAAGAGCGCAUGGCAAGGGAGGGGGGAGGAGGAAGGGGGAGGGGAGGCCGCAUGGGAAGGAAGAGAGGGGCAAGGGGAAGGCAGGGCAAGGGGGGGGGAGAGAGGCGGAAGGGGCGUAGUGGGGUGUCUGCAGGGGCGGCAGGGGCAGUGGGGGAGGCGGAAGAGGAGGGGGAGGAGGAGGAGGACGCUGGGUUGCAAAAUCCGGCGUUUUUUGGCCGCCCGGUGGCGGUGCUGCCGCCCCGUGUUGCUCAGCUUGCGUCGGAUCCGGAAUACAUCACAUCCAAUCUGGACAACCACGACACCAUCUCUCUCCUCCUGUACAUCUCCUUUGGCAACGAGAGCGAAAGCAUCACCGUACUUCGUGAGGCCAUGAGCUCGCUGCAACGAGCAGCAGUCACGUCAUCUCGCCGCAUUCUCUCGCUGCUGCUGCACCUACUCAAGCUGCCAGAUUCCCUUCAAGAGGCACGCCAGGAGUCCGUGGUGAACGGUUGCCAGUUUUUCCGCCCAGGCGUCUUCGACCUCCUUCUCGCCAAGCAAGUGUCCCCCCUAAAGCGCUACGCCCUCCUCAAGUUCCUACUGGCAACAGCAGCCUUCAGCACCAUGUCGCGGCGCCACAUCGCGGUGAGGCGAGCAGACCUGAGCGCCGUGCUGCAGUGGCUGCAGGAGGAGACUGCCAACGCGCCCGGGCACGAUCUGUCCAAUGAGGAGCUGCCAUCUGGCACGCUGCGCCGCACUGCCACUGUGGAUUCGACCAUCGCCACAGGGCUGAGUCUCAUCAGCCUGCCGCACGAACCCAAUGCAUGA
Closterium sp. Naga37s-1 is the source of this 12171-nucleotide messenger RNA. Lineage: Eukaryota; Viridiplantae; Streptophyta; Zygnematophyceae; Desmidiales; Closteriaceae. The record is from the annotation of a GenBank genome assembly.